GCUGCCGGGGGGACGCUGCCGCCCCAGCCCCGCGUCCGGCCCUGCGGCUCCUCCGUACCCGCCUCGCCCCGCUGCGCACAGGUAACCGCGGAGAAGGAGGCGCGGAGCGGAUCAGAGCAGAGCAGCUUCCCCCGGCCGCGAUGCUGCGGGCCGCCCUUCCCUGCCGGGGCCGCGGGCGCUGCGAGUGCCCCGGGCGGCGCUGCCACUGACAGCGGAGCCUGCGCCGGGCCACCUCCACCGGGACGCAGUCUGCCCCUUCUUUUUGUUUAUUCUGCCGUUCUUGAGAUACCGCUAUCCUCCUUCCAGGGACUGCGGGCAGGUCCUGUCUGGCCGUAUUGGAUUCUUACCCAUCUGUCUUGAUUGCCUGUCUGAAAGUAUAUUUAUCUUUAAUAAAAGAAAAAGUCGAGCCACAAAUCCAGUUCAUAUCACGUUCCCCUUUCUGUGGAGUCCGGUUUAUUUCUUCAGUUUAAAAAGUUUACUCCCCCCCUCCAGUUUUAUUGACACUGGGGAUGAAGAAGGAUUUGCGAAUGAAAGCGCCUUGAAAUACAACAUCUUUUGGAGAGAGCUCUGCAGUCCGCCUGUUGAGUCUCGAAUUCCACCCUUUGCCCCUGCUGAAUCCACUGUUCUGCCCUUUACUCUCCGGGGUAAAAAACCAAACAACAACAACAAAAACCCGAGGGGAAAAAAAAUACCUUUGGCAGCAGGGAAGCUUUGUGUGACUGACCCAACGAGCUCCAAGUGUCCAGUUUCUGAAAAGAAGAAAACCCUUUUGUCUUCAGCAGAUCAGUAGAAUUAUUUUGGAAGCGAGGAGAGUAUCAAGUGAUCUGGCCUACUGAAGAGGAGACUGAAGCCAUCUCUGAGUGGAGAUUUUGGACUUGCGGGAGGAAGGCUGUGUGUGUCCCUCCCAUGUGGCAGAACUGCUCCUCCUUACCAAGGAAGUCAAAGUGAAGGAAAUAGGUCAAGGGCAGCUUUUACAUUCCACCCAAAAGGCACCACAGUUUGAGAUGAGGAAUUCAGAAGAGCAAGCAGCUACGACAGUUUUACAACGCCUGCUGCAGGAGCAGCUCAGAUACGGAAACCCAAAUGACAACCGUAACCUUCUUGCCUUACACCAGCAAGCCACAGGAAAUGCCCCCCCUUUCAACAGCACUGGGAGUCCAGCAUCUCAGAACGAAGGGCUGAGCUCCCAGGACCACCAGCUUGUGACUCAUGCUGCCCGUCAGGAGCCCCAGGGCCAGGAGAUACAGGUGGACAACAGCAUCAUGGAGAAGCAGCUCUCCCCGCGACUUCAGAACAGCGAGGAUCUCCCGACCUAUGAGGAAGCCAAAGUCCAGUCGCAGUAUUUCAGGGGCCAGCCGCAUGCUAGUGUCGGGGCAGCGUUUUAUGUAACAGGGGUCACCAACCAAAAGAUGAGGACUGAAGGGCGGCCCACAGUUCAGCGGGUGAGCCCAGGGAAGGUCCACCAGGAUGAAGGACUUAAGGACCUCAAGCAAGGGCACGUCCGCUCCUUGAGCGAGAGGCUGAUGCAGCUGUCCUUGGCCACCAGCGGUGUCAAGGCCCAUGCGCCUGUCACGAGCGCACCGCUCUCCCCCCUCUCUCCGCUCUCUCCUCAGCAGUCCAGCGACCCUUAUAAAAAUUCUGGCUCCAAUGAGUUCUACAAGAACUCAGUGCAGCCCCCUUCCCAGGCCAACAUGAAAGGAAUGGAGCAGCGGGGUCCUCCUCCAGAGUAUCCUUACAAAAAUGUGUCCACCCCUUCUAUGAACUGCAAACCUCAGGACUCGGGACAUUUCUAUAGUGAUCAUCGCAUGAGCCAGCAGGGAAGAUCUGAUGGGCCUAUGAUGAGGUAUCAACAUCCCCCUGAGUAUGGGUCAGUCAGGCAGAACCCCGAUGUGCAGCUGCAGUUACAACAGAGACCACCUCACCACCACAGCCCAACUUCUUCCUUGACAUCCCUGGGAUCUUUGACUUUGCUUCAGUCUCCACCACCAUCCAGACUGUCCCCUUCCCAGCAUCAGCAACCUCUGACUCCAAGCCAGGGAGAUCCUGGCAUUCUGCCACGGACCCAGCAGCCAUUCCUGUCAAACCAAGUCCAUCAGGGAGAUUUGUACCGACUAUGCCAGCCUUUCCUAGGCCCGCAGCAGCAGCAAGGCGAUUCCUAUUCAGUAAUGUCCCGGGCUCAGCAGAUACCUUCCCCAUAUCAGCAGAUGCAAGUAGAUCCUUUUGCCAUAGUUUCCAGGGCUCAGCAGAUGGUGGAAAUCCUGUCAGAAGAGAACCGGUCUCUACGACAGGAGCUGGAUGGGUGUUACGAGAAAGUAGCCCGGCUGCAGAAGCUGGAAACAGAAAUUCAGCAAGUUUCAGAGGCGUACAAAAACCUGGAGAAAUCAUCCUCUAAGCGGGAUGCCCUGGAAAAGGCCAUGAGAAACAAACUGGAAGGAGAAAUUCGUAGGCUUCAUGAUUUCAACAGGGAUCUAAGAGAACGUAUGGAGACGGCCAACAAGCAGCUUGCGGAGAAGGAAUUUGAGGGGUCUGAAGACAAUCGGAAAACCAUCUCUCAACUCUUUGCACAAAACAAGGAAACACAGCGGGAAAAAGAGAAACUGGAAAUAGAACUGGCUGCUGCACGCUCCACCAAUGAGGACCAACGAAGACACAUCGAGAUCCGAGACCAGGCCUUGAACAAUGCUCAGGCCAAGGUGGUGAAGCUGGAGGAGGAGCUCAAAAAGAAGCAGGUCUAUGUCGAGAAGGUGGAGAAGAUGCAGCAGGCCUUGGUUCAGCUGCAGGCAGCAUGUGAGAAACGGGAACAGCUGGAACAUAGGCUGCGGACCCGGCUGGAGAGAGAACUGGAAUCUCUCCGGAUGCAGCAGCGUCAGGGUACAUCUCAGACUGCCAACGUCUCAGAGUACAACGCCACAGCACUUAUGGAACUCCUGCGCGAGAAGGAAGAAAGGAUUCUUGCUCUGGAAGCUGAUAUGACCAAGUGGGAACAGAAGUACCUGGAGGAGAGUGUGAUGAGACAGUUUGCUUUGGAUGCAGCUGCAACUGUGGCUGCUCAGAGGGACACGACAGUGAUCAGCCACUCGCCUAACCCUAGCUAUGACACGUCACUGGAAGCUCGCAUUCAGAAGGAGGAGGAGGAGAUCCUGCUUGCCAACAGGAGGUGUCUCGACAUGGAGGGAAGGAUUAAGACUCUGCAUGCUCAGAUCAUUGAGAAGGAUGCCAUGAUCAAAGUCCUGCAGCAGCGCUCCCGGAAGGAGCCUGGUAAGACAGACCAGCUCUCCUCAAUGAGACCUGCCAAGUCACUGAUGUCCAUUUCGAAUGCUGGCUCGGGCUUGCUGUCCCACUCAUCAACGCUGAGCAGCACUCCCAUUCUGGAAGAGAAGAGGGAGGACAAGAGCUGGAAAGGCAGCCUAGGUGUUCUGCUGGGAACAGAAUAUCGCUCCGAAUCCAUUCCCUCCACCCCCUCUCCUGUCCUUCCUUCCACACCGUUGCUGUCAGCCCACUCGAAAACAGGCAGCAGAGACUGCAGCACCCAGACUGACCGGGGGAAUGAACAAAGCAAAGCUGCACCUUCCACUGCAGCUCCCACACCAGGACGACUCCCCAGUACCAACCUGGCCUACAGCGCAGACAAAACGGAUGGGCCACUUUUCCACUCCAGCACUCUUGAAAGAAAAGCCCCUGUUCAGACCAUGGGGCAGGACCUCCCAGAUGGAGAGAUGGUAGAAUACCUCAUCUGAAAGGCUGUACCAGGAUCUGAGCUGGGAUACAGUAGCAAGAAAUUUUUAAAAGACAUUUUUGUUGGGAAAAAAUUGUCAUACCUGAGUAAUAAAAGAACACUCAGCUGUUUGCUCUUGUAUAUUAUGUCUCAAAAGUAUGGACAGGUUAAUUUAUAAUUUGCUCUAAAUUAUAAAAAACCCGUAACACUUGUUCUUUGAAAGUUUCCCCCUUUAUUUUUUAAAUAAUGGAUCUGGUAACAUCUGGAGAAAAACCAAGAACUUAGGUGCACUACAUCUGAUACUUCAUUUCAGUAUUUUUAAAGUCUCUUAAACAGAAGUACCUGCUCUCACAGCUGUUGGUUAAAUGUCUAGCUUGAACACAGUAAGGUAAGCAUAAUGGCCUUAUAACGAUCAGAACCAGGGACUUAGUUGUGACCAUCACUUAGUGGUUUUAGCAUACAGGUGUUCUGAGAAACUUUUAUAAAUUUGAGCUGUGAUCAAGGGAGAUUUCUCUUUACACUUUCUCUUUACACUCAGUGUAAGAACUCAGAAUAGGUAUUUCACAUUCAUAGGCUGGAAAGAUUUUCAUUUUCAGUGUGGUAACAUUUUUUUUUUUUUUUAAACUUCCCAAAUUGUGUUAUUUCUUUAUUAAAAAAAAAUGACUCCGGUGAUUAAUGUCGCAUUUCACAUUUUUAGUUUCAUUGAAAGAUUUGCCACACUUUUAUACUUAAGUACUUUUUCAAUAAUUUAUACAGUGGAUAGUAAAUAAUAUAUUGCAUUCAUGUUUUACGUAAAUUAAAAAAGGAGAGUUUACAGGCUCAGUCUUGAUCUGUUAGAUCAGAUUUCUGCCAUUGUAAUGCCAUUGGCUUUAGUGGAACUCCAGAUUUACCAUAGUGCAAGUGGCAAGCCCUGUUGCUUUUCAGUGUUAGCAACUUAAUCUACCGCAUCUGUGGAGAUCUUUCUCUGUAGCAGAUUUUUCUAUAUUUCAAAUGCCCUUCUACUUUGUAUGUCUCUCCUUCUUGGAGAUACUAGAUUCUUCUUCAUAUAGCAAAGCUUCAAAGGUAGAGCUUUAAAGAGAAGCUCUGUGUAAAGUUUCAGAUGGCAAAUUCUCUCCUUCCAAAAUAUUUUUUUUCUUCAUCUAACUGGAGAGAGCAGCUUAAAGAAAGUCCCAGAGGCAUUACAGAAGAAAGUUGCACAUUUAAAUCAUCAGGUUCACUUUCAGAUUUUUGGGAACUAGCACAGAUGCAGCAAUGCUUUGAUUGCAGAUGCUAUAAUGAGAUAUUAAGACCAAUAGAAGUAAAUGAGUAUUUUUUGUUACUGUCUUUGCAUUUUAUUAAAACACUUCAAUAUUAA
This is a messenger RNA of Harpia harpyja (harpy eagle), 5069 nucleotides long. RefSeq names its product angiomotin (gene AMOT). Gene Ontology annotation, biological process: actin cytoskeleton organization; establishment of cell polarity involved in ameboidal cell migration; hippo signaling. Gene Ontology annotation, molecular function: signaling receptor activity. The record is from RefSeq and is a predicted model, not a curated record. Gene Ontology annotation, cellular component: lamellipodium; cytoplasmic vesicle; plasma membrane. The transcript has 13 exons. Lineage: Eukaryota; Metazoa; Chordata; Aves; Accipitriformes; Accipitridae. The coding region runs from base 1005 to 3737 and encodes 910 amino acids.